Molecule: messenger RNA, 2989 nt
Organism: Nelumbo nucifera (sacred lotus)
Lineage: Eukaryota; Viridiplantae; Streptophyta; Magnoliopsida; Proteales; Nelumbonaceae
Gene: SULA
Product: NAD(P)-binding Rossmann-fold superfamily protein
Source: RefSeq, a predicted model, not a curated record
CUCCGGUCUCUCUCGCCAUUCUCAAACCUCCCCCUCUGCAUCUCAUCUCUCUCCUUCUCUCUUCCUCUAUUUCUCUUUCUCUCAUUGUAUGCUUGCAUACUCUUCAACUCAGAUUAAUACCAAAAUACCUCUUUUCAUUUCCUGUUAGUCUUUGGUUAUUUGUUGUAUUUAGAUCCGCUGUUGGAACAAUGAGUUGUAGCGGUGGUGGCGAUGAUGAAACAGUAAAAUGAGAGAGGACUCGGAGGAGAGAAGGAGAAGAAAAAAAUGAAGAGAAAGUGUGAGAGAAUAACAGAGAUUAAAGAGAAAAGUGCCAUCGCUGCUUCUGGUUCAAGCAGAGGUCGAUGAUGAAAGGUACUGUAACAGGAGAGAGAAAUGGGGGAGAAUGGCCGGAGGGGUGCCGCUGGUUCACCACCGCCCUUCUGUUUUCGUUCGAAGAGUGGUCAUCGCCGUCCCGGUCAAAGAGAGAGUUAGAGAGGAGGGGAGUGGAGAGGCCACCCCUGGCUACACAUCCCGGUCAGCGUGGGAGCAAGAAGCCGCCAUCAACACUGAGCUCAGAGUGGACGGCUACCUCAGCCCAUUCCUAGUCACCGGAUAACAGGGGACAAAGAGGGAAGCCACGAUUGUCAGGCCAAGAUCUUUGGUUGAACCUCUCUUUAACGAUAGAAGAUCUUCCGUCUUCAGCAGAAACUGAUCCAUUAACCGAAGGGGUGCCGCUGGUUUGCCGCCCCUCUGUUUUCAUUCGAAGAGGGGUCAUCGCCGCUGCCGGAGCGAGAAGGGGGGUGUCGCUGGUUCGCCGCCCCUCUGUUUUCGUUCGAAGAGGGGUCAUCGCCGUUGCCGGAGCGAGAACGGGGGUGUCGGUGGUUCGCCGUUGUGUGCAGUUGCGUCUUCACUGUUUCGAAGAGGGGUGCCGCUGGUUCGCCGCCCCUCUGUUUUUAUUUGAAGAGGGGUCAUCGCCGCCGCCGGAGCGAGAAGGGGGUGCCGCUGGUUCGCUGCUGUGUGCAGCUGCAUCUUCACUCUUCACUGUUCGAAGAGGGGUGCUGCUGGUUCGCCGCCUCUUUAUCUCUUUCUUCCCUGUCUUUUUUCCCAUCCCUUCCCUCAUUUAUUUUUUGCAUUUUGGAUCAUUGUUCACCAUCAUCUUCAAACUCCCAAGCUCGAGCUAGACGUCACAGCGGCGACAAACCGUAGAUUCUCCAAUAGGCAGAAUCCGAUGUUAUGAAAGGGGUUUUUAGGUGAAAAAAUGAUUGGGAUAUAAGUGCUGAAAUCACCGAUUUCAGCUUUUGCUUUUUCUCUGUUUUAUUUUGAAAAUUUGAAAAAAAAUAAAGGGUAAAAUAGUAUUUUUUUGCCUUUCUGUUAACGGUCGUUAACGGUAAGGAACAGUAAAAUAGUGUUAAUCAAUUUUCAAAUAGUAAGGUUAGUCAAUUAGUUAAACGGGUAGUUUAAGAAAUUUACCCAAAAAAAACAAAAAGGUAAAUGGCAUAGUAACGAAGAAAACUGAUAACCAAGCAUACCACUCUCCUGCUGAGAAGGGACGAACGAUGGAUAUGGAAUUUGGGUUGCUGUGGCUCCAAAUCGAACACGAAGUGAGGCUUAUAAAACUUUACCCGCUAACCCGCCCAUCUAUGACUACCGUUCUUUCUCCUCUCUGAGCUUCAAUUACUUCGUCAAUGGAGCUCUACGGAGCUACUCUCUCUUGGACAAGCUCCAUAUCUCUGCCGAUUCACAUUGCACAACCUCCAUCUAUAUGGGGGAUUAAGAGAUUUAGGCUCUUUUGUCUCAACAACAUCAAGAAUGUCUCUGAUGAGACUCAGAAGGAUAAUCGGAUGGUUGUAUCAAUAACAGGAGCUACAGGUUUUAUAGGUAAAAGAUUGGUCCAAAGGCUGCAUGCAGAUAAUCACCGUAUUUGUGUUCUGACGCGGUCUAAGUCAAAAGCACAAUUAGUUUUUCCUGCCAAGGAAUUCCCGGGAAUUUUAAUUGCAGAGGAACCUGAGUGGAAAGAUUGCAUUCAAGGAUCAAAUGCUGUUGUGAAUUUGGCUGGAAUGCCCAUAAGUACAAGAUGGUCAUUUGAGAUCAAGCAAGAGAUCAAGGACAGCAGAAUAAGUGUCACCUCAAAGGUUGUAGAUAUAAUAAAUAACACCCAAGAUGAUGUUAGGCCUUCAGUUUUGGUCAGUGCAACAGCUGUUGGUUAUUAUGGCACUAGUGAAACCAAUGUAUUUGAUGAACAAAGUCCAUCAGGAAAUGAUUACUUGGCUGAGGUUUGUAGAGAAUGGGAAGCAAGGGCACUAAAAGUAAACAAGGAUGUAAGAUUGGCACUCAUUCGCAUAGGUGUUGUUCUUGGAAAAGAUGGUGGUGCAUUGGCCAAAAUGAUCCCUAUAUUCAUGAUGUUUGCUGGUGGACCCUUGGGAAGUGGAAAGCAAUGGUUUUCCUGGAUUCAUUUGGAUGACAUAGUGAAUUUAAUCUAUGAAGCUUUAUCAAACCCAUCUUAUAAAGGAGUCAUCAAUGGAACUUCUCCAAAUCCUGUUCGACUGGCAGAGUUGUGUGAACAAUUGGGAAAAAUCAUGGGUCGGCCAUCAUGGCUUCCUGUACCUGACUUUGCACUCAAGGCAGUCCUUGGUGAAGGUGCUACUGUGGUUCUGGAAGGUCAAAAGGUGCUUCCUGCAAGAGCUACUGAGUUGGGUUUCUCGUUUAAAUACCCUUUUGUGAAAGAUGCACUCAAGGCCAUUCUUUCCUCUUGAGAAUUCAAGUUGAAAUGUUAAUUUGUUAAUACAGCUAUUCUUUCAUUCAUUUAUCAGAAGGGUAACAUAAGAAGCAAAGAGUCACCUUCGUGUUAAGCUGUCAAAUUGAGAGACUCCAAGUUCCAAUCUUAGAAAGUUGACUUCCUUGGUCUAUACAUUUUGUAUUGACAAUGAAAACCUCCUUUUUAAGUGAAAAGGCUUCAUUUGUCGACUUCUGAACACCUCAUUAAAUUUUUAGACAGAUACCUCAUUAAUUA